This is a messenger RNA of Nicrophorus vespilloides, 1010 nucleotides long. RefSeq names its product DTW domain-containing protein 1. Gene Ontology annotation, biological process: tRNA modification. Gene Ontology annotation, molecular function: tRNA-uridine aminocarboxypropyltransferase activity. The transcript is spliced from 2 exons. The coding region runs from base 63 to 1010 and encodes 315 amino acids. Gene Ontology annotation, cellular component: nucleus. Lineage: Eukaryota; Metazoa; Arthropoda; Insecta; Coleoptera; Silphidae. The record is from RefSeq and is a predicted model, not a curated record.
ACCUAUUUUAUUUUGUUAACCUUUAUUUCAUUUAAGUUGUAUUAAUUAUAUUAUUUUAUGAAAUGACGCACCCUAACAGCGAUGACGCUAAAUCACUAUUGCAGAAUCCCUUUCAAAGCAUGGACAUUGCGGACAAUUCCAUCUUAGACACUAUCAAUGGUCGAUAUAUCUGUGGGAAUUGCUUCAAGUCGAGGAAGUUCUUUUGCUACACUUGCUUCACGCCACAUCCAGAACUAGAAAAGACAAUCCCUAAAGUUAAAUUGCCAAUAAAAGUGGAUAUAAUAAAACAUAAGAGAGAAAUUGAUGGCAAAAGUACUGCUGCUCAUGCAGCUAUUUUAGCUCAGGAAGACAUCAGGGUAUACACCUAUCCAGAUAUACCAAGUUAUGAUAAUGAGAAGGUUGUGUUAAUAUUUCCAAGCCACACAGCUUUGGAAAUUCCACAGUUGUUUGAAAAUACAAAAUCUGAUUUGAAUCAAAUCCAAUCAGAUUUUGAUUAUGAAUGCCCAAAGGGAAUUCACAAAACAACUUUGCUAACAAGUAUACCUGCUUCCUACAGUAAAAAUGAUUGUGAUAUUAAUUUUGUUGAAUCUACUGAACUGCCAAUUACUAAAGCUGUGUUUAUUGAUAGCACUUGGAAUCAAAGUAAAGGAAUUUACAAGGAUGAGAGGAUAAGAAAGCUGCCCUGUGUGGUGCUGCAAAAUAGGAUUUCGCAGUUUUGGAGGCACCAGAAGGGCAGUCCUAGGUGGUAUUUGGCCACUGUUGAGGCAAUACACCAGUUUGUUGUGGAAGUGCAUUUGAAUGCAUGGGGUUAUAAAGCAGAUUAUGCGGGAUUAAAUUGCUGUUUCACGGAGAAUAGUUUAGAAAAAUACCAGAAGUUGGUUUCCAAUUCUCAGAGGGCGUAUAGCGGACAAUAUGAUAAUUUAUUAUAUUUUUUCCAGCACAUGUAUAAAUUGAUACACACUUACUAUGACCAUGAUAAUUUAUAUGCAUAUAAAAGGCGAAUGUUAUAA